GUCUGGCUGCCCACAGCUUCUACCGGCUACCAGGGGGCUGCAGGAAUGACCGACAAUAUCCCUCUACAACCCGUGAGACGGCCGAAAAGACACGACAGUAAACACAGAAAUGGGUGCUGCCCGUGGUCGACAUGCUGUGGCAUGGGCGACUUCCGUCCCCGCACCGUGUGGCUUGGCCACCCAGAAAAGAGGGAGCAGAGGUACCCCAGGAAUGUCAUUAACAACCAGAAGUACAACUUCUUCACCUUCCUGCCCGCGGUGCUGUUCAAUCAGUUCAAGUACUUCUUCAACUUGUACUUUUUGCUUCUGGCCUGCUCUCAAUUUGUCAAGGAGCUACGCUUAGGUGCCCUCUACACCUACUGGGUGCCUUUGGGUCUUGUUUUGAUUAUCACCAUCAUGAGAGAGGCAGUGGAAGAGAUAAGAUGCUACCUUCGAGACAAAGAAGUGAACUCUCAGAUAUACAGCAAGCUUUCAACACGAGGCACAGUGAAGGUUAAAAGCAGUGGCAUUCAAGUGGGAGAUCUGAUAAUCGUGGAGAAGAACCAGCGUGUUCCUGCUGACAUGAUCUUUUUAAGGACCUCUGAAAGAAAUGGAUCCUGCUUCCUGCGGACUGACCAGCUGGACGGAGAGACGGACUGGAAACUACGCCUCCCAGUGGCCUGCACACAGAGGCUGCCAACUGCUGCCGACCUUCUCCAAAUCAGAUCAUACGUGUACGCGGAAGAGCCAAACAUUGAUAUCCAUAACUUUAUUGGAACUUUUACCAGGGAAGAUGGAGACCCCCCUGUCAACGAAAGUCUCAGCAUUGAAAACACCCUGUGGGCCAGCACAGUUGUCGCCUCUGGCACAGUGGUGGGGGUUGUGAUUUACACAGGCAAGGAGCUGCGCAGUGUCAUGAACACCUCCAACCCAAGGCACAAGGUGGGUUUGUUUGACUUGGAAGUGAACUGUUUGACUAAGAUCCUGUUUGGGGCACUGGUGGUGGUGUCACUGGUCAUGGUGGCCCUCCAGCACUUUGCCGGACGCUGGUACCUCCAGAUCUUUCGCUUCCUGCUGCUCUUCUCUCACAUUGUGCCCAUUAGUUUGCGUGUCAAUCUGGAUAUGGGAAAGAUGGUUUUCAGUUGGAUGAUUAAGAAAGACUCCAAGAUCCCCGGGACGGUGGUGAGGGCUAGCACCAUACCUGAGCAGCUUGGACGCAUCUCCUACCUGCUGACUGACAAAACAGGGACUCUUACCCAAAAUGAAAUGGUGUUCCGACGGCUCCAUCUUGGAACUGUGGCGUAUGGGAUGGACUCAAUGGAUGAAGUACAAAGCCAUGUGUUCAGCGCCUACACACAGCCCACCCAUGACCUUCCAGCCUCCAGGGCUCCGGCAGCCACUAAGGUCCGCAAGACCAUCAGUAGUAGAGUUCAUGAGGCUGUGAAGGCCAUUGCCCUGGUGCACAACGUGACACCCGUAUAUGAGUCCAAUGGGGUGACAGACCAGGCCGAGGCUGAGCAGCAUUAUGAAGACACGUGCAGAGUCUACCAGGCUUCCAGCCCAGAUGAGGUGUCGCUGGUGCAGUGGACUGAGAGUGUUGGACUGACACUGGUGGGAAGAGACCAGUCCUCCAUGCAGCUGCGGACCCCUACUGGCCAAAUUCUGAACUUCACCAUCCUGCAGAUAUUCCCCUUCACCUAUGAGAGCAAGAGAAUGGGCAUCAUAGUGCGAGAUGAAUCAACAGGAGAAAUCACUUUCUACAUGAAGGGUGCUGAUGUGGUUAUGGCAGGCAUUGUCCAGUAUAACGACUGGCUGGAAGAGGAGUGCGGAAACAUGGCAAGGGAGGGUCUGAGGGUCCUUGUGGUCUCCAAGAAGUCCCUGACAGAGGAGCAGUAUCAAGAUUUUGAGGCACGGUAUGUCCAGGCCAAGCUCAGCGUCCAUGACCGCUCUCUGAAGGUGGCCACAGUGAUUGAGAGUCUGGAGAUGGAGAUGGAGCUGCUGUGUCUGACUGGGGUGGAGGACCAGCUCCAGACAGACGUCAGGCCCACCCUGGAGAUCCUCCGCAAUGCAGGCAUCAAGGUUUGGAUGCUGACAGGAGACAAGCUUGAAACAGCCACAUGCACAGCUAAGAACGCCCAUCUGAUCACCCGCAACCAGGACAUCCACAUCUUCAGACCCGUGACAACACGAGGGGAAGCCCACCUGGAGCUCAACGCUUUCAGAAGAAAACACGACUGCGCUCUGGUGAUAUCGGGGGACUCGCUUGAGGUUUGUCUGAAAUACUAUGAGUAUGAGUUUAUGGAGCUUGCGUGUCAGUGCCCUGCUGUGGUUUGCUGCCGAUGUACCCCCACCCAGAAGGCACAGAUAGUGCGGCUGCUGCAAGAGCGCACAGGCAAGCUCACCUGCGCUGUAGGGGAUGGAGGAAACGAUGUCAGCAUGAUCCAGGAAGCUGACUGUGGCGUGGGAGUGGAGGGAAAAGAAGGAAAGCAGGCCUCCUUGGCCGCCGACUUCUCUGUGACUCAGUUCAAACAUUUGGGCCGUCUCCUCAUGGUCCACGGUCGGAACAGCUACAAAAGGUCUGCAGCCCUAAGCCAGUUCGUCAUCCACAGGAGCCUGUGCAUCAGUACCAUGCAGGCCGUUUUCUCCUCCGUUUUCUACUUUGCUUCAGUCCCUCUCUACCAAGGAUUUCUGAUUAUCGGCUACUCCACUAUCUACACCAUGUUCCCCGUCUUCUCCCUGGUGUUGGACAAGGAUGUGAAGUCAGAGGUUGCCAUGUUGUACCCAGAGUUAUACAAAGAUCUCUUGAAGGGUCGACCACUGUCUUUCAAGACAUUUCUAAUAUGGGUCCUAAUAAGUAUCUAUCAAGGGAGCAUCAUCAUGUACGGGGCCCUGCUUCUCUUCGAAUCAGAGUUCGUCCAUAUCGUCGCCAUUUCCUUCACCUCUCUCAUCCUGACUGAGCUGCUGAUGGUGGCCCUGACCAUUCAGACGUGGCACUGGCUCAUGAUCGUCGGCGAGCUCCUGAGCUUGGCCUGUUACGUCGCCUCGCUCGUCUUCCUGCAUGAGUUCAUAGAUGUAUAUUUCAUCACCACGGUGUCGUUCCUGUGGAAGGUGACCGUCAUCACGCUAGUGAGCUGUCUGCCUCUUUACAUCCUCAAGUACCUGCGGAGACGCUUCUCUCCGCCCAGCUACUCCAAACUGACCUCUUAAAGAGCGAGAGGAGCCUGCAGCCUUGUUUAUGUGGGGAGCACAGAAAGUCAUCCCUUGUAUUCAUCCAACAGAGCCUACGCUUAGACCAGAGAAUCAAACAUGGAUUCAUCUCCUUUAAUUUGUUCUGAAACGUUCUCCUUAGAAAUGUGAAAGACAGACAGAGAGUUGUGUCAGGGACAGGUUGUUUACUGAGGAGGGGAGUCUGAGUUCAAAAGCAGUGUUACUUGCUACAUGUGUCUAAUGCAAAGACUAACUGAUGGCUGCUUUAUUUUUUUUGUAUUAUAAUAAUGUGGCUGUUGCCUGUAUGUAAUCAAUUAAGACACAAAAUGAGUUAAGUAAAUGAUGCAGGUCCAGUUUGUUUUAUGUCAAAAAUCACAUCAGGAAAAGCAACUGGAAACGUUGGAAGUCUCUCACUCAGAUUCAUAUACGUGUCAUUUGGGCUGAAAGAUAAUUUUCUAUAAUUUCUAGUUCCAUCUGAAAAGUAAAGCUGUUUUUAUUAUUAGACACUGAAAUUGACGUAGCAUUCUCACUCAGGACUUGAUUCACACUCUCCUUAAACAGUGAUUUCCAAAUGGAGUUUGAGAAUUACACGGUAAGAAAAAAAGUUUACUGGCCAGACUUUGCAUAAAACACACGUCUGCAAGUUUGUGUAUUUGUUUAUGCGUCACCCCGAUGCUACAGCCACGGCACGGCGGAGGUGGUGCGGUUGUUUAUUUUAGCGUGACCUGUGAUGUCUGAUGUUAAAUUUAUCUUUGUCUCUCUGUGUGGACCCUGAGUUGUUAGUGUUUGUGGAGCGCGGUCAAAACAGCCACAAAGGAGCGUCGGUUAUUUGCAGCCGAAACCUUCCGCCGGGGCUCCCGACAGGCUGUGCGUCCACAGGGGAAUGAGCAGCCUCUCAUGUGGCCGCUCAGGCAGGCCAGCUCCAGCCACGCUUCAGCAUUGCAUGAUGACUCACUGUAACAGUGACCUAAAGCCAUAACUGAAAAUACCCGUGUGACCGGCGUCCAGCUGCCCCAUUUCAUUUCAUGUCAUCUAAUGUAGGGCCCCCUCACUUCUCACUGCUACUAACCUCCACAGCUCAGCAGCGAAAGAAAAAAGAGAAGAAAUCACCAAUAGUCAGUCAAGUACAAUGUGAAUUUUGUCAAUAAGUAUUACUACUGCACAUUCAGAAAAAGAAAACGGUACGUUACUUCUGUAAAUUCACUCCUCACAUCCUUCAUCUGACUCGUGUGAUGAUGGAGAUACUGUAAAUAAUGAGCAACUAACAGAAUUACAUGGCCACAUUUUCACUCAUUUUAGUUGUUGAAAAGAUUGUUAUGUGAAUCAUGAAACAUUUCUGGGAUGAAUCUUACUGUCAGACAGAUGCAGGAUGUCAUAACUAAUCAUUUCUCUGUUAAUGUAAAACUAAACUUUUAAGCCCCACUGAAUUCAGCAACUUGUUUGCACAGAAUGUUUUUUUGUAUGACCAUUAUAUUUUUCUGUUGUGAUGGAACUGCAAAACUUAAAUGAUGCUAAGAUAAUUUGGCUGCUUGUAAAUAACCUGUUUUUUUCUCUUUUUUUUUUAUUUAUUAACCUAUUUUAUUUAUGGUGUUGAUUGCACUCAAAUGAGCUGAACAAAAAGGGAGAAUUGUGUUGAUGUCAAUGUUGUGAUGAUUAAUAAAUCUCAUGUUUUCUUUU
Messenger RNA from Seriola dumerili (greater amberjack), 4863 nucleotides. RefSeq names its product ATPase phospholipid transporting 9A (putative) (gene atp9a). The record is from RefSeq and is a predicted model, not a curated record. Gene Ontology annotation, molecular function: ATPase-coupled intramembrane lipid carrier activity; ATP hydrolysis activity; ATP binding. Lineage: Eukaryota; Metazoa; Chordata; Actinopteri; Carangiformes; Carangidae. Bases 46 to 3186 code for a protein of 1046 amino acids. Gene Ontology annotation, cellular component: trans-Golgi network; endosome; plasma membrane. Gene Ontology annotation, biological process: retrograde vesicle-mediated transport, Golgi to endoplasmic reticulum; phospholipid translocation; endocytosis. The transcript is spliced from 28 exons.